Messenger RNA from Conger conger (European conger), 4336 nucleotides. It is a transcript of the gene ctc1, whose product is annotated as CTS telomere maintenance complex component 1. Gene Ontology annotation, cellular component: CST complex. NCBI's taxonomy places the organism in Eukaryota, Metazoa, Chordata, Actinopteri, Anguilliformes, Congridae. The coding region runs from base 99 to 4310 and encodes 1403 amino acids. Gene Ontology annotation, biological process: positive regulation of DNA replication; telomere maintenance via telomere lengthening. The record is from RefSeq and is a predicted model, not a curated record. Gene Ontology annotation, molecular function: single-stranded DNA binding; telomeric repeat DNA binding. The transcript has 24 exons.
CGAAGAAGUACAAGAAAAUGACAUUUGUAGUUGAUUUUCAUGUGAAGUAUUUUUAAAUAUGGAUUUGAUAAAUUUGGUCUUACAAGCCUCAUAAAGGAAUGGAUUCGUUUCUUGGCGAAUUCGAAGAGGCCAAUAAGACGGAGCUGCGUUGGCUGCGAGAGCUGUACACAUUUAUAGAAGACACAUUUUGCUCCGUGACUGGCCACAAUGCUGGUUAUUCUGCCACACAGCUGGCAUUGGCUGUUGUUAGAAGAGUUCAACGGGCUGUCGGCACCAAGCCCGCCAUGCUACCCCUCGGCUACAGGCUGGUCUCCGUUUUGGAACUGGUCACCAGGCAACACAGGUUCUGUUGUAGCCAUCUCACCUGGACCACCACUGAGUACAGAGAGUGGACCAAAGAGGCAGAGGGAGUGUUAUCCAACUACAAAGCUUUAUCACCAGCCUACCUGAUCCUGGUUGGUUUUCUGACCGAUGGCAGUUCAGAGCCAGGUGUAACAUGUGAUGGAACAUGGAAAGUGAGGGAUGGAAGUGGGAGUGUAAUGUGUGAGGUUCUCAACCCCUCACCUGAAUGGCUUGGACAACUGAUGCUAUUUCCCAGUUGGAACUACAUCCCCCAACAUGCUCCAGGUCAGAGCCAGGAACCGAAGGGCUACCUUGAGAUCAGUGCUUCACCCCUACCUCUGGUCCCAAGUCCUAGAGCCUUUGCCCCUGGGGGGUCUCUCCCUAAAUUAAUGGGAACCAGGGAAGCAGCCAAAGUUCUCCAACUGAGGGAGAGGCAAAGAGGCCUUCGUCUCCAGGUGUUUGGGGAAGUUUGCACAGUCAGCCCCCUGUUGGAAAUUGGGGUGAAGUCAUUCUUCUGUUUCUGUCUGAAAGAGGGGGCCAGCAGUGUACCUGUGCUGGUCAUGGACCCAGGCUGUCUGUCCUGGCAGCAGUGCGUGUAUGUGGCCGUGUUGGUGUGUGUGUCAGGCCUGCGCGUGUGCGGGCUAAGGGAGUGGCCAGGGCGCAAGGUGCUGUGUGUCACCCCUGAGUCACGCUUGCACAUCCUUAAAGAGCCCCCGGCCACUCUACUGACCUGGGAGGAGGUGCUUGGGUCUCCUGGGCGUUAUGGGAAAACGGGGUCCAAGAGACCAGGGCGACAGGAGACUGAGAUGGACACACAGACCCAGACUGACACACAGACUGAGACAGACACACAGACUGAGACAGACACACAGACUGACACACAAACUGAGACAGACACACAGACAGACACUCAGACAAAGAUGCAGACUAUUAGAACCCUGCCACAGACUUUCCCUGUAGCCAAGACCAAAACUUCCAAAAUGAUCAGCUACAAGGGGGUGGUAUCGAAGGUGCUGAACUCGGAGGCGGGGCUCUACGAGAUGGACGGGAAGGUCGGGCUGUGCCUGGCCUAUCAGCCUCUGCCAAGAGGGGGUCAUCACUUGAGGGCAGGGGCAGAAAUUGAGCUCCAUGAUGUCCAUUUCCUGUACCAGCCUUCCCCGCACGCCCUUCCCAUAAUGCUGUGCGCGUGUCUGCGCUCCAGUGCGCGGGUCAUAUCCUUCAGCCGGCUGGAAACGGAGAAGAGUUCCUGCCUCCUCUGGGACUCCCCUGCCCUCUGUCUCCAGCUGGAGAGGAACCUGGGCGUCUCCCAGUACCUGUGGCUGUGCCACUGUCUGAGUGCACUGAGAGAGAGGCUGUGCCCCCGCUGGGUACGAGAGGGGAGUUUAAGGGGAGUGGCGAGGAGGCUGUUGAGCAGCGUGGUGCUGCCAGGGCAGGAAGGCGGGAGACCGAGGGAACUGUACAGAGAGAUGCUGGAGGAACCCCACUGCUGCCCCCUAACAGAGUACUCUGUGGACAGCCCUUCGUGCGAGUUGCUCUCGGUGGGGGAUCUGCGGUCCUGGAUGGAGGGACAGUGUUGGGACUCCAUGUCCCUGCAGUCCCUGCUGCCCCCCUCAGCCCCCCAUCUUACCCGCGCCCAACUGAACCCUCUGCUCGCCUGGUCUGUCCACGUCCUGUGUGCUGGGACUCUGCCCAGGCCCAAGGUGCUGGUAGGUGUGUUGAAGGUGAGGGGGCGAGGACCAAGCCUGCGGUUGGAGGACCAGACCGGGGUGAUCGAUUGUGUAAUUGUGGAGAAGAGAGACAGCGACUCCUACUGUGCUGCUUACAACACUGCCUGGUUAGAUUGUUUAGUGUGUGUUCAACGCUACACUCUCGUAAUGGAACGAUUUCUGACGACCGACUUCCCUGCCUCGACCCACUUGGACCAGGAGCGCUACAUCACACACAGACACUCCAGACUCUAUAUCCAGCUGUGCCUGGAUGACCUCACAGUUCUCAGCCCAUCUGUCGCCAUGGCGAAGUUCCGCAGCGUCACGGAGGGAGAGAAGAGCGGGGAGGGGGAGAAGCAGAUGGAUGAGGUCACUCCCCAUCCAAGCGCAGACAGGCCUGGGGGGUCUAGGGACGGGUCCCGGGGAAGUGAGCAGUCCAGUCAUGUCAGAAAGGAGAGAGAGAUGGUAGAGGGAGAGCGACCAGGGCGGUCUGCAGACAGAAGCCACAAACAGGCCACAGAGGAGCCUGCUCUCUCUGCUGUAACGGGAAAAGGCUCCAAACCCGGCCUGGAUCAGACGACCAAGAGAACCAGGCAAGGAGAGGAGAGGCCAGCGAAACAUGGCAAAAGAUCAAGAAAAGAGGACAAAGAAGACGACCUAAAGUCAAGAAUCCAACCUGUAGAGGAAAAACAAGAAACUACAGGAAGUGGGGUGGGGGACUCACAUACGCGACCCCUGGCUGACCCCGCCAGGUCAUUGACCUCUGGCCGGUUGAAGGUCGCGACCCCUGUUCCCUGUGUGUCUGUCAUCUUCUGUGUGGAGUCCAAAGAAGGGCUGGCCUUUCGCAACGUCCAGGUUUCAGAAGAAGACCCCGGCCUCUCCCUGUGUUUUGGGGUGUCCGCAGUGUUGCUUGGUGGGGUGCAGAGGUGGGGGCAGGACCCCAGGAACUGUCCACUGGAACAGAGAGAGACUACGAUAGGGGGAGCCGAGAAUGAUAGGGUGGAGCUCCAGUUUGUGGGCGACAGUGUGCGCUGGUACCCCUUGCUGCAGCUUGGCACUGUUUACAGGAUGGUGGCCCCCCACACUGAGGACCCUGGGGUGCUCUCCGGCUGCAGUGUGCCAGGGCAGGGUGGUGGUCGGCUCCACAGCGCCCCCACUGUUCAGGUUCUGCCUCGCUGGCAUCUCCACACCCUGCCACUCCAGCAGGCACACGGGCGUGUGGAGCGGAAGGUUUGGUCUGUCUCUGAAGUCCUCGCCUGCAGCGUUGCCGCUACUUUGGUAACCUUUGAAGGAGUGAUUUCUCGCAGAAUACCACUGCUGGAGGAGAGAGGGAAGAUCCCCACUGUCCAGUCAGAGCACAGGGACAAGGGAGUGGACAUGGAGCAGACUCUGAACAUUAGGCUGACAGUGCAGGAUGUGGUGUCUCCUGGGCAGAGUAUACAGGUGUACCUUGACCUCUCCCAGAGACCGUACACUCCAGGCCUCAUAGCUGGGGCCACAGUGCUGUUCCAUACCUUCCAGCGUAAAGUUUCCCAGAUUGGCUCUGUGUACUGCCGCUCUCUCCCCCUGAGCUGCGUGACCGUUACCGCACCGGGGCGAGCCGGCUCGGCGGAGCUCGGCGCCCCGCCUCCCAUCAUGCACCUGGGCGAGUGGGCGCGGAAGGGGGCGGCGUGCUGCGGCUCGGCCCGGGUGCGAGCCCACGUGACGUGCGUGCUGUUCCUGCAGCUCCGGUGGGUCUGCUCUCUGUGCACCAGCGUCUUCCAGCAGGAUGCCUGCACCCGAAACUACCCACCAUGCACUUCAACCACUGGAGUUUUCCAAGCAGAAGCAAAGUCAGUGCAUAGCUUCUUUUCCUGGGCAGUAGUGGAAGAUGGUACUGCGGAGGCCCAAGUGUGGUUCUCCUCUCAGACAGUCUCACAUCUGCUGGCGCUGAAUACGACCGAGUGGGAAGGACUACAACGGCUGGUCAGGGUCAGAGGUCACCUCAGAGUGUACCACCAAGGGAGGAAUGUGGUGUCUGAUGAGGUUUCGGAGGACCCCCUGCUGCAGUACCUGUCCUACCUGUGUGUGUGUGCUGCUGUCUGUCGCUCUGUCACACUCACCUGUGAGCUGCAGUCUCGGGCCCAGAGCAGCGCUGCGCAGAGACACGAGAACGCCCAGCUGAAGAGGUUCACCCGUGGGGACCGGGAGUUUGUCACCAGGAUCCCAGCUCCUCUGCAGCUCCACUGCACUGAGCUGAGAGAGGGGGAGAUCUCCGUGUGACAGAGAGAGGGAGGAGGAGGGGGAAC